AUGGCGGAGGUGAACAUGCUGGGCACGCUGCGCCACCCCAACCUAGUGACGCUCAUAGGCUACUGCAUGGAGGGUGGCUCGCGCCUGCUCGUCUACGAGCUCAUGGAGCGCGGCUCGCUCGACCACUACCUCUUCUCAGACGUGGGCACCCCGCUGCCAUGGGGCCUGCGCAUGCGCAUAGCACUGGGCGUGGCGCAGUGCCUGGUGUACCUGCAUGAGAACCCCCACCGCCCCAUCAUCUACCGCGACCUCAAAGCCGCCAACGUGCUGCUGGAUAAGGAUUUCAACCCCAAGCUGGCGGACUUUGGGCUGGCCAAGGACGGCCCGGUGGGGGAUAAGACGCACGUGACCACUCAGGUGGUGGGCACGUACGGGUAUGCCGACCCCGACUACCUCUUCACUGGCCAUCUGACUCCCAAGAGCGAUGUGUACGGCUUCGGAGUGCUGCUUCUAGAGCUUCUAUCGGGCCGGCAAGCCAGCGACUUCCCCACAGAUGAGGAGGAUGAGUCCAGGAAGCAAAGCAGGACCCGGGGCAACAGCGAGGUGAUGGACGCCGAAGCAGGGGACGAGGACGACGAGGAGGAGGAUGAGGGCGACUUGUUGGAAUGGGCCGAGCCUAUGCUGGCGGAUCGGAAGCGCGUGGAGGAGGUGAUGGAUCCCAGGCUCGGGAGGGAGUGGCCGGCGCGGGGGGUUCAGAAGGCGGCGCUGCUGGUGCUGCAUUGCACGGCGCGGAACCCGUAUGAGCGCCCGAUGAUGAGCAGUGUGGUUAAGACGCUGCGGAAGGCAGCGCUGCUGGUGCUGCACUGCACGGCGAGAAACCCGUAUGAGCGCCCGAUGAUGAGUAGUGUGGUGAAGACGCUGCGGGUGAUGCAGCACGCGUACACGUGGCCGCCCGCUGCUUCGGGGGGCGAUGCUGGUGGUGGUGGUGGUGGGACCACACCCUGA
Closterium sp. Yama58-4 is the source of this 945-nucleotide messenger RNA. Lineage: Eukaryota; Viridiplantae; Streptophyta; Zygnematophyceae; Desmidiales; Closteriaceae. The record is from the annotation of a GenBank genome assembly.